Messenger RNA from Ceratitis capitata (Mediterranean fruit fly), 1339 nucleotides. Its product is annotated as probable enoyl-CoA hydratase echA8. Lineage: Eukaryota; Metazoa; Arthropoda; Insecta; Diptera; Tephritidae. The record is from RefSeq and is a predicted model, not a curated record. The coding region runs from base 90 to 1163 and encodes 357 amino acids. The transcript has 3 exons.
AAUUUAUCGAUUGCUAAGAGUAGUAACCGAUGAAUUCAAUUGUUUCUUACAUUAAGUUUAUUAGGCCCAAUAAUAAAUGAAUUAGUAAGAUGUUACAACAGCUGGCAAAACUCAUAAGCAAGAAGGGUAUCACCACCGUAUUGUUAAAUGAUUUUCAGAAUAUAUCGUCUAGAUCCAUCUGUACUUCUAAUCAUUUACAAAAAGGAGGAAAGGAAGGUCUAAUUGAAAAAAAUAUUAUAGUGGACAAGGAUAAAAAUGUAACGUUAAUAGGUAUCAAUCGGCCACAAGUGCGAAACGCAAUCAAUGCAGCCACUGCCACCCAACUUUGCGAGGCUUUUAAUGCAUUUGAGGCUGAUGAUACGUCACCAGUAGCUGUAUUAUAUGGUAUCGGUGGAUCAUUUUGUGCCGGUUAUGAUAUUCUCGAACUUGGAAAGGAUGGUGGAGAACAGGUUAGUAUUGACAUACUAAUGGCUCACGAAGGCUCAGUAGGGCCGACACGUCGUCACAUACAAAAGCCGGUAGUUUGCGGUAUAAGCGGUUAUUGCAUUGCUAAUGGACUGGAGCUGGCUCUAAUGUGUGAUCUUCGCGUAAUGGAAGAAACUGCGAUAUUGGGGUUCUUCAAUCGACGUUUCGGCGUUCCUGUAAUCGAUGGGGGUACAGCCCGAUUGCCUGCAUUGAUUGGCUUUUCUAGAGCCCUGGAUUUGAUUCUAACUGGAAGACAAGUAUCUGCAGAAGAAGCGCUGUCCUUAGGAGUUGUUAAUCGCGUGGUACCUGCGGGUCAAUCUUUAAUUAAAUCCGUGGAAUUAGCUCAAACACUAGCAAAAUUUCCACAGAGAGCACUAAAUCACGAUAGGAAUUCCUUAUACUCAGCAGUUUUUGAUGCGGCAAACUUUAAUCAGGCGGUACAAAACGAAGUUAUGUAUACAUCAAAGGAAAUAAUUGAGGAAAUGCAGCAAGGGAUUAAAUGGUUCAUACAAACUUUUAAAUCAGACACAACACAUUCAUGGCUAAAACGAGAAAAGUCCAUGGCAGAUUGGGAUGAUAAAAAAUUGGCUGCUGCAGCUGAGCAAAAAGAGGUGGAAAAACAAGCUGCAGAAGCAGCGCGUCUGGAGGCAGAGAAAAUUGCAAAGGAGUCGAAACAGAAGGAAGGAACAAAAAAAUAGAUAUCUUUAAAGAAAGUUUGAAAUUUACUGGUGAUUUUUUUAAAUUAACAUUGGUUCAUUUGUGCAUUCAUAUGUAUGAGCGAAUGUGAUUAUUGAAAUCCAAACUACCUUAUGUUAUGUUUGUGUUUUGUAAAUGAAUUAAAAAUAAAAUAAAUGUAGAUGUACAAAAGUUUUCA